Symbiodinium sp. CCMP2456 is the source of this 1677-nucleotide messenger RNA. Lineage: Eukaryota; Dinophyceae; Suessiales; Symbiodiniaceae. The record is from the annotation of a GenBank genome assembly.
AUGGCUGAUGCCCUGGCCAGCCUAGGCCAAGGUUCUUCGAAUGCAAAUGUGGCAAAAAUUGCCAUCGAGCAACGGAAGAAGAAGGCCGAGGUUGUGGAGCCGCAGGUGAUCAGCGAGGAGCUCCUCAUCGAAGGUGUCGAGGAGCCUGUCCGAACAGAUGGCAAAGCGUGGCCAACCAACGAAUUUCCGCAAGUGACCUCACUUCGCCUGUCCUUCAAGAACAUUAUCGAGAUUUCCAACUUGAACAACUUUGACACACUGCUGACGCUUCGACUUGACAACAACAUCAUCGACAAGGUUUCCAACCUGGGACACUUGAGACAGCUGACCUGGCUGGACCUUUCCUUCAACAACAUCCGUGAAAUAGAAGGAUUGGACGACCUGCACGAGCUGCUGGACUUGUCCCUGUACCACAACCAAAUUGAGGAGAUCAAAGACCGACUGGACGGUUGCCCGAAGCUGAAUAUUUUGUCCCUGGGCCACAACAACAUGAAGGACUUGAAGCAGAUCGACUACCUGCGCCAGUUUGCCAAUUUGAGAUGUCUGUGCAUGGAGGGUAACAAGGUGUGCAACCAUGACUCCUACAAUCAACAUGUGCUCGCAUAUCUGCCGCAUCUCAAGUAUUUGGACUACAUGCUCAUCGACCGCAAGGCCGUGGCCCAGGCACAGGAAGGCUACAACCUGGAAGAGCUUACCGAGGUCCGCGAGAAGGAGCAGGCAGAGCACAUGCAGCAGAAGGCCAAGGCAGAAAAGUCGGCCACAAUUGAGAAGCUGAAGACGGCAUUCCUCGAUUGCACGGAGGAUUUAUUCGAGGAGAUGUUCUCCAGGGAGGUGGAGCCUGAGAAUGUCUUGGUCUUGCAAUGCUAUCAAGGUCUCAAGGAGGACUAUCGAGAUAAGCUCUCCGAAGAGAUCAAGGGCCUUCGAGCUCGAAUGGAGGAGAAGAACGAAGUUCGGCUCAGGAAGGUUUCAGCCUUCGAAAAGGCGAUCUACGCUUCGGAGAAAGAGAGUGAAGACGAAGCCUUCCAACAGAUCCGAGACUUCAAGAGUGUCAAGAAGAAGGUCCUGUCCCAAGUGGACAAGGAAGAUGGGGCCAGGGCAGAGGUUGAUGACCUGCUGAAGCACUUGCUUGACGAACUCGGCGACUUGGAGAAUCAGCUCAUGGCGAACGAGAUCGCGCUCCAAGAGAGUAUCGAAGAGGCACUGUCCGAUUUCGAGGCCAAAACCAUGGAUCUUGUGAAGAGCAUGCUGGACAACAGCCGGGAGUUCUUUACGCGGCUGGAAGAUUUAGAGAAGAGCUUCCUCACGGGACUCACCGAAGGUGCCAACAGUGAGAUCGAAGCCUUCACUCAGACGCAAGAGUCGGCGAUGGCAGAUACCGACCCACAGAAAGCCAAGUAUCUCAACAAUCGCGAGGAGAUGAACCAAGCUCUUACAAAUUUCACCGAUGCCCACAACAGCCUGAUCACGAACAAGGAUGACUAUAUGACCAACCAGAUGAAUUCUUGGAACCGGGCGUACUUCGAGAACCACCGGGCAAGCCAGUACAACCGGAAUCGCCAGCGAGUCACGGACAUCCGGAAGGUGAUCGAGGAGUGCAAGGGCGAGAUCCAGGCCGCGAGCGAGGACGGCAACGAGGAAGAAGGCGAUGCCCUGGGUGUGGACGCCUACGGCCGCUGA